GUCGCGGACACCACUUUCGCAGUUUCUGCAAAGAAGGUCGCAGCUUCUACAAAAGAGGCUCCAAGGGAAAAGCAUUUGUUGCAGUGGCUCAUCUACAAGGAUGUGCAGGGUAUUGCAGGGUCCGUGGACGCCUUCGGCUCUAUGCUUUGGACUUGCGAAGCCGCUCAGCACGGCCUCUUGCUCGGCGACUUGGCCUGAGAUGUCCUGAAACCCCUCGGGACUGUCGGUACUUGGCCUUCUCUCACCACGGAGGCCUUGACCCUCUGCUGCUUCGUGGCCGACAUGACGAAGCGACGCUCCUGAAGACUCUUGAGACUCUCUCCCGCCGGCAGUUCUCUGAGAUUUCAUUUGAAGAAGCUCGUCGAAAAGCAACAGCUCUGAAUCGGAGCCUUGUCGUGCUUUCUCCGGAUGCCACCACCCUGGAAAGGCAGGCUGUGCAUCAACAGCGCCUCAAGCUUGAUGUCACCAUUGCACAGGCUGCCUCUGCCAGUGCUUUUGGCUUCCGCGGGCAUGCCUUAGCUUUUCUUCCGGGUGAGGAGGAAGUUCGCCACUUCCUGGGCUCUGAGGACUUUGACAGGUGGCUUCUAAAAGUGUCUGUCCCUUGCCUGGCAGAAGUCCGUGAUUUCUCAGAUGAAGAGCCCUACGAGGACCUGGAUCUGCCAAUUGCCAAGCUCUUCAUGAAGGGGGGUGCGCUGGAUGACAUCGCUCGAAGCGUCGCGCAUCAGGUCUGCCGACAAUUCUUUGGCCGGAUUGCUUUUACUGCGCGGAAUGCUUCUCUGGGGUCGUCAGACUGGCGCCAACAUGGGGUGCCACCAGGUCGUUUUCCUGCCUUCGCCGUUGCACUGAGUACGGCCUACAACACGUCCAGGUUUGGCUUUCUGGGAAUUCCAAAGAACCAGCCCAAGGACUUUUGGUUGGGCCCCGCGCGCCAGGUCCUGACCGACUUUUUAGAGGCCGUGUUGAAUGGAUCUUUGGUGCCGUCAAGAAUGAGUGAAAGUCCCCCGGACGAGGACGAGGAGCCUGCGCACAGCGGAUUUGUGCGAAAGCUUGUUGGCCGUCGAUGCCAGCAAGUUGUUGAGGACAGUGACUCCGAAGCUCUCAUUGAGGGAUUUGACGAGUGGCGCCGGGAUCACAGCGACCGCAGUCGACGCCUGGAUCUCUUGGCGUCUCUCUUGUUGCCACAUAACAUCAGCGUCUACAGGCUGGAUUUUGGACAGAACGAGUGCCCUCCGAACGUUCUUCGAAGCAUCUCGGCGGGCUACUCCGGAUAUUUCUUCGCGCAUCCUCAUGCCAGGCAGAGUGGCCGAAAGCUUCAACGCUUGCGAAAGCUAGAUCCUGAUUUUGAACAGGUGAUCCACUUCGUGCAGAAGCACAGCCGAGUAGAAAUAGGAGUUUCUGAGCUGCUGGCUGCGUUGGAAAGCGCUGCUUCCUCUGCAUCGACGAUUGUUGGCGGAGCCAUGGCAGCUGAGCGAAUUGGUGCUGGCGUGUUUUCUUGGAGAUUGGCCGUGCUGUCCAUCCUUGUCGGUGCUGUUGGGAUGCCACGGUACAGUAUGAAAUUGCGAUGUUUGAAUGUCGCAGCUUCUUUCGCUUUCGCUCUUUGCAUUCGCGAG
This is a messenger RNA of Symbiodinium pilosum, 1610 nucleotides long. NCBI's taxonomy places the organism in Eukaryota, Dinophyceae, Suessiales, Symbiodiniaceae. The record is from the annotation of a GenBank genome assembly.